UUAAAGUAAUCUCUCUAAACCCUUCCCUCUUUCAUUUUUUGUUUAAAUCAAUGCGCAAAAGUUUUAAUCAUUUCUUUCUUAUUUUUUUAUUUUAUUUAUUAUUAUGGAUGACUAAUUAUAAUGAGGCUAAUGAAAGGACGAGAAAAGCUGAUAAAUUAAUUGUUGACAAAAUUAAACAAUUAAUUAAUGAAAAAGUUGAGAGGUAUUUUUUAAAGGUCCACCCCUUAGGGCAGCACAUAGGAGGUCAACUUCCUGUUGGUUUUGACCCCAAAUAUUUGGGCGGGGGACUCAAAAUACGUUUCCGACUUGUGUCCCUUACUCUCCAUAAUCCCCUUUCUUAG
This is a messenger RNA of Meloidogyne enterolobii, 341 nucleotides long. The record is from the annotation of a GenBank genome assembly. NCBI's taxonomy places the organism in Eukaryota, Metazoa, Nematoda, Chromadorea, Rhabditida, Meloidogynidae.